This is a messenger RNA of Thelazia callipaeda (thelaziosis nematode), 729 nucleotides long. The record is from the annotation of a GenBank genome assembly. NCBI's taxonomy places the organism in Eukaryota, Metazoa, Nematoda, Chromadorea, Rhabditida, Thelaziidae.
AUGAGACUUCUAGUUCUUACAGUUCUUUGCACACAAAAACUCAUGUCUUUCUGUGACAUUUUUAUCUAUUUGUCAAGAAGAGGAAUUGAUCCAAGUAAAUAUCGACCAGCCAUCCGGUUCAGUCCUGAUCAGAUCAUGUUAACACCCAGAAAUCCGAUUGUUCCGGGAUGUAUCAAAAUCAAAGCAGUUGGUGUGGAAGUUGUAAGACCGGUGGAAAAUUUGGUCGCUGAGAUUGAAAUGCGAAUUGGUGGUACACCAGAUCCUAAUCAUACGGCUUUACCUUGUUCUAAGAAAGUAGACGAAAAAGUUAAUCAGUGCCCAUGUGCAAAAUUGGAAAAUACCUGCGUAUUUUGCGAUUUCUGCAAGCAGAUGCGCAAUCAGACAACACGUUUCACCUUAUCUCAGAGCAGGACAAUGCGCAAAAGAAUUGACGAUGAAUGUAAAUGCGAGGUGAUGCAACCGGGGUUUUAUGAUAUCGAAACAGAAAUGUGCACGCCUGAAUUAGAUGAUGUUAAGGAUUAUAUACCAUCUGAAAUACAAAGGAAUAUUGUUGAAAAGCGACCGAUUUCAAUGUUCAUAACAAUUUACUUGAUGGAUCUCGAGCAACAUCGCAAAGAAUCAUACAUCUCUGAGUUCGGCAAGGCAUUACUACGAAGGCGAAUGGCACAAAGUACAAUGGCAUGCUUUCUGCUGGGAAUUGAUGUGAAAAUUGAUGCUCUUACAUUUUAA